Messenger RNA from Oncorhynchus kisutch (coho salmon), 5001 nucleotides. Its product is annotated as leucine-rich repeat, immunoglobulin-like domain and transmembrane domain-containing protein 1. Gene Ontology annotation, molecular function: protein binding. NCBI's taxonomy places the organism in Eukaryota, Metazoa, Chordata, Actinopteri, Salmoniformes, Salmonidae. The record is from RefSeq and is a predicted model, not a curated record. The coding region runs from base 2227 to 4206 and encodes 659 amino acids. Gene Ontology annotation, cellular component: endoplasmic reticulum membrane. The transcript is spliced from 4 exons.
UUCCCUCCCAUCUCUAUAAUAAACCCCAACUAUAGAGAAGUGUUUUUACUCUGCAUUUAGACUAAUGGUUCCCUCCCAUCUCUAUAAUAAACCCCAACUAUAGAGAAGUGUUUUUACUCUGCAUUUAGACUAAUGGUUCCCUCCCAUCUCUAUAAUAAACCCCAACUAUAGAGAAGUGUUUUUACUCUGCAUUUAGACUAAUGGUUCCCUCCCAUCUCUAUAAUAAACCCCAACUAUAGAGAAGUGUUUUUACUCUGCAUUUAGACUAAUGGUUCCCUCCCAUCUCUAUAAUAAACCCCAACUAUAGAGAAGUGUUUUUACUCUGCAUUUAGACUAAUGGUUCCCUCCCAUCUCUAUAAUAAACCCCAACUAUAGAGAAGUGUUUUUACUCUGCAUUUAGACUAAUGGUUCCCUCCCAUCUCUAUAAUAAACCCCAACUAUAGAGAAGUGUUUUUACUCUGCAUUUAGACUAAUGGUUCCCUCCCAUCUCUAUAAUAAACCCCAACUAUAGAGAAGUGUUUUUACUCUGCAUUUAGACUAAUGGUUCCCUCCCAUCUCUAUAAUAAACCCCAACUAUAGAGAAGUGUUUUUACUCUGCAUUUAGACUAAUGGUUCCCUCCCAUCUCUAUAAUAAACCCCAACUAUAGAGAAGUGUUUUUACUCUGCAUUUAGACUAAUGGUUCCCUCCCAUCUCUAUAAUAAACCCCAACUAUAGAGAAGUGUUUUUACUCUGCAUUUAGACUAAUGGUUCCCUCCCAUCUCUAUAAUAAACCCCAACUAUAGAGAAGUGUUUUUACUCUGCAUUUAGACUAAUGGUUCCCUCCCAUCUCUAUAAUAAACCCCAACUAUAGAGAAGUGUUUUUACUCUGCAUUUAGACUAAUGGUUCCCUCCCAUCUCUAUAAUAAACCCCAACUAUAGAGAAGUGUUUUUACUCUGCAUUUAGACUAAUGGUUCCCUCCCAUCUCUAUAAUAAACCCCAACUAUAGAGAAGUGUUUUUACUCUGCAUUUAGACUAAUGGUUCCCUCCCAUCUCUAUAAUAAACCCCAACUAUAGAGAAGUGUUUUUACUCUGCAUUUAGACUAAUGGUUCCCUCCCAUCUCUAUAAUAAACCCCAACUAUAGAGAAGUGUUUUUACUCUGCAUUUAGACUAAUGGUUCCCUCCCAUCUCUAUAAUAAACCCCAACUAUAGAGAAGUGUUUUUACUCUGCAUUUAGACUAAUGGUUCCCUCCCAUCUCUAUAAUAAACCCCAACUAUAGAGAAGUGUUUUUACUCUGCAUUUAGACUAAUGGUUCCCUCCCAUCUCUAUAAUAAACCCCAACUAUAGAGAAGUGUUUUUACUCUGCAUUUAGACUAAUGGUUCCCUCCCAUCUCUAUAAUAAACCCCAACUAUAGAGAAGUGUUUUUACUCUGCAUUUAGACUAAUGGUUCCCUCCCAUCUCUAUAAUAAACCCCAACUAUAGAGAAGUGUUUUUACUCUGCAUUUAGACUAAUGGUUCCCUCCCAUCUCUAUAAUAAACCCCAACUAUAGAGAAGUGUUUUUACUCUGCAUUUAGACUAAUGGUUCCCUCCCAUCUCUAUAAUAAACCCCAACUAUAGAGAAGUGUUUUUACUCUGCAUUUAGACUAAUGGUUCCCUCCCAUCUCUAUAAUAAACCCCAACUAUAGAGAAGUGUUUUUACUCUGCAUUUAGACUAAUGGUUCCCUCCCAUCUCUAUAAUAAACCCCAACUAUAGAGAAGUGUUUUUACUCUGCAUUUAGACUAAUGGUUCCCUCCCAUCUCUAUAAUAAACCCCAACUAUAGAGAAGUGUUUUUACUCUGCAUUUAGACUAAUGGUUCCCUCCCAUCUCUAUAAUAAACCCCAACUAUAGAGAAGUGUUUUUACUCUGCAUUUAGACUAAUGGUUCCCUCCCAUCUCUAUAAUAAACCCCAACUAUAGAGAAGUGUUUUUACUCUGCAUAUAAAAAUAAGCAAACCUACACAGCUCGUUAAUCAACUGCCAGGAGGCAAUACUCGCGUAAAUGAAAAUAACCCAAUUCCUUUCCACUAAUCCCUCCGUUCUUUUUUAUCUCAGGCUUCGGGAACGACGUUCAGACCAAUAUGGGAUACUGAGAUAGCAGGACACACACAUGAUGCAUCGCAGGUUCGGGAAGAACAAAAUAAACAGUACUUAAAAAAAAAAAUCUAACUAUCUUCUAUAUUUGAUAGUGAAGUUUCGGAGAGAAAAUGGUUCAAGGUUUUAGUCUGUGUUUCUGCUUGGCGUUACUUUGCCUCGGACGGUGUGUAUGCAGCACGUGUCCGUUUCAGUGUAGCUGUUUCUUUCACAAACUAUCUGACGGAACCAAAGCAAGGAGUGUCCUUUGCAAUGACCCAGAGAUCACUCUGAUCCCACCCAACUUUCCUACAGACACCUUGAAACUGCGGAUCGAGAAGACUGCCAUCACAAGGAUCUCCAGCGAAACCUUUCACUACCUCAACAGUUUGGAAUUGCUCUGCAUUUCUUUCAACUCUCUGAACUCUUUGAAUGUAGACAGCUUCCGUGGCCUGAGAAGUCUGGAUGAGCUGAGACUGGAAGGGAACGCUCUCACCUCUUUUCCCUGGGAAUCUCUGACUGAUAUGCCCGACCUGAGGCUACUGGACUUGCAUAAUAAUAAGAUAUCGUCGAUCCCGGCCGAGGCGGCCAUCUAUAUCAAGAACCUGACCUACCUGGACUUAUCUAGCAACAGCCUAGUCACGGUUCCUCCUGAGGUUCUCUUUACGUGGUUAUCUGUGAAACCAUCUCAAGGAGAUGGGGAAAGUUCCAAAUAUAUUCUAGGUCUCCAUGACAACCCGUGGCUGUGCGACUGCCGGCUCUAUGACGUGGUCCAGUUCCAGAAGUCUCCAUCCACAUCCGUGACUCUGAUCGACACCAGGCUGCACUGCGCGGACCCAGAGAGCCUGUCGGGGGUGUCGUUCAGCGAGACGGAGCUCCGGAAGUGCCAGGAGCCCCGUGUCCACACGGCUGUGGCCCGGGUCAGGAGCUCCCUGGGGAACAACGUCCUCCUGCGCUGUGGGACAAUCGGAGUCCCAGUACCAGAGCUGUCCUGGACCCGGGCAGACGGUAAACAGAUGAACGGCACUGUUCAGGAAGAAGUUUCAAAGGAGGGAAUCAUUUGGUCCAUCCUGAGUGUUCGUGCUGUCUCUUACAGGGACUCUGGGAAAUACAUCUGCAAAGCGACCAACUUCCUGGGGACUGCAGAUGCCAUCAUCUCCCUAGUUAUCACAGACUCCUUAAAAAAUGAGGAACAAGGUGGCAGCUCCAAGACUAGAAACCAAAGGGGACGGAAAACUGGUGGGUUUGGGAAAGCUGCCUACCAGGAUAAACUUGUUGCAAAAUACAUACCUCCACCAACCACCACGGCAGCCACGCCUAUCAUCGAACCACUAGGACCGGGCGGUUUUACAGGACAGUAUGAUAUCGAGAGCUACGAUAUCUCCAACAGCGUGGUUGACGGACAGACGCCCGGUCCUCCCAUCACGGAGACGGCGAUGCAGGAAGUGGAGAAGGAGGUCCUUAGCAACCUAGCAGCCAACGCCUCUUCUUUACAGGCGCCGGCACCACCGGAGAAACGGGUGGUGCGUUCGGUAAAGAUAAUCGGGGACACCGACCACACCGUCUCCCUGAACUGGCGGGCCCCGGCGGCCAAGAACACCACCGAGUUCAGCGUCCUGUACGCCGUGUUCGGCGAGAGGGACAUGCGGAGGAUCAACGUCGCUGCGGGAAAGAACCGGAUCAUUAUUGAGGGCCUUGUGCCAAGGACAAAGUACAUCGCCUGCGUCUGCGUCAAAGGCCUGAUCCCUAAAAAGGAGCAGUGUGUAAUCUUCUCAACGGACGAGGCGGCCAGCGCAAGCGGCACCCAGAAGCUCAUUAACGUGGUGGUGAUCACCGUGGCCUGCGUGAUCGCUGUCCCCCUGACACUGAUCGUCUGCUGCGGGGCGCUCAAGAAGCGCUGCAAAAAGCUACUGGGGAGAAAAUCCAAAGAUAUCCAAGAAUCAUAUGUGACAUUCGAGACCCUAUCCCCGGGACAGAACCCUAAGGGGAUGGAGGGGGAGUACCUUGCCAGGCAACAGCCAGACGAGUCCAACAGACUGCUCUCUGCUAGGUGCAGUGUGGACUCCGAGGCCAUUUGUAGGACUGAGGGACCGCCUAACGAGUACUUUUGUUGAUACCAACUGAUGGCCUCAAGCCUUUAGAGGGCAGAGAUAGUCUGUCCUUUCCAAGCAGAACUUAAAUAUUUGUUACUAAGGUUUUGUAUGAUUUCAGCCAGUAGUUGACAGUAGCAUGAGUGAAACUGCUCAGAGACUGGACAGAAACAAAAGGCUAGUUGCAUUGACACUCUUUCCUUUGGAAAAAAAACGUGUGGUGAAUAUGUGAGUUAGAUAAAUAAAUGUCGACAUAAGUGUGAUUAUGGGAAUACAGGCAACCCUUGACCUGGUGAACUGUAAUAAAAAACAUUUUUAUAUAUUUUAUAUAUAUUAUAUAUUUUUUUUCAUAAAUGAUUUCUGAUCUGCAAAGAAACAUUUUGUAUUUGUCAUGCACUUUUAAGGGCAGUAUUUAACUUUUCCAAAAUUCCCAGGUUUUACAGAAAUUCUGUGUGGAAGAUUCCCAGAUUCAGAAUGGAAUAAGGAACUCUAAAUGGCCCAUUCUACUAGAAUACAUUAAGCCCAUCUUCUUAAUGACGUUUUGCAAUGAGAUAGAGGAAUGACAGAGUUAUUCUGGAAUUCAUCUGACCUCAGAAUUCUGGCACAGUUGUUAUUUGACAAAAUAAAGUAUUUGUAAAGUAUUGUUGAAGCAGAACUCAUCUCUAGUGAUAUUUUAUACUUUUUUGUAUUUAACAUGUAUGUUAAUGUGCCAGCUUUACUAUCCAAUCAAAGCUAACAUACUAUACAUUUUGUAAUAUGUAUCUAUGAUCUGAUGUGUAUGUAUAAAUGUAUGACAAAUAAAAACUUUUUUUAAAUAAA